AUGUGGCAUCAAAAAGAUGAUAAUGGUUUUCUUCUCAAUGAGUUUAUUGAAGGAGUCAAAGGAUUCUUAAAGUUUGCCUAUGAACAUCCAACUUGUAUCUAUGAUAACAAAAUAAGAUGUCCAUGCAGCAAGUGUCGUAAUAGAAAAUUUUUAAAGGAAAAGGAUGUGCGUUAUCACCUCGUCAAAAAUGGAUUCACUCGUGGCUACGAGCAAUGGCAUGCACAUGGUGAACCAUUACAGAAAACUAAUGAUUAUGAAAGAGUUCAUAAUGAAGAAGGAUCUCGUUAUAGAACUAUGGUGAUUAAAGGUAUUGAUCAAGAUAUUGAUUGGACUUCACUAAGUAAUGAACAACCACCGAAUUAUGAUGCACAGAAAUUCUUUGACUUAUUAAAGGAUGCUGAUGAGCCACUAUGGAAUGGUUGUAAAAAUCACACUAAACUUUCAGCUGUGGCACAGUUGUUAAAUCUUAAGUCUGAGUAUAAUCUACCUGAGGCAUGCUACGAUAGACUUAUGUCAAUAAUAAAAAGUAUGUUACCGAAGAGUGAUAAUUUACCACCAAAUUUAUAUAAAACAAAGAAGCAACUUGCCAAUCUUGGACUUGGUUAUAAGAAAAUUGAUGCGUGUGUGAAUAAUUGUAUUUUAUAUUAUGAAGAAUACAAAGACUACAAAGAAUGCCCCAUUUGCUUUCAUCCCAGAUUUAAACCCAGGAAGCCUGGAGUGCGGAAAGAAGUGCCUUUUAAUGUCUUACGGUACUUACCAUUAAUACCAAGACUUAAGAGGCUUUAUGCAUCUACAUAUACUUGUGAGCACAUGACUUGGCAUGCAAAAAAUCAUUGUGUAGAUGGAAAAAUGGCACACCCAUCUCAUGAUGAAGCUUGGCAGCAUUUUGAUUGCACUUAUCCUUCAUUUGCCUCAGAUCCUCGAAAUGUGCAUCUUGGAUUAUGCACAGAUGGAUUCAGCCCAUUUAGUCAUCAAAGUACCCCUUAUUCAUGUUGGCCAGUGAUUAUUACAGUUUAUAAUCUUCCUCUAUGGAUGUGCAUAGAAAAGCCUUUCAUGUUCCUUAACAUGGUUAUUGCCGGACCAAAGAGUCCAAGAAAAAAUAUUGAUGUUAUUUUACAUCCUUUAAUAGAUGAGUUAAAAAAAUUAUGGAUUGCUGGAAUUGAAACCUAUGAUGUGUGUUCUAAACAGAACUUUCAAAUGAAGACUGCACUUUUGUGGACAAUCAGUGAUUUUCCAGCAUAUGCAAUGUUGUCUGGUUGGAGUACUCAUGGAUGGUUGGCAUGUCCUUACUGUAUGGAACAUACUAAAUCAUUCCAACUUAAAUGUGGGAGGAAGGCUUCUUGGUUUGACUGUCAUCGCCAAUUCUUACCAUAUGAUCAUCCUUUUAGAAGACAAGCAUAUAAGUUCCGAAAGGCUAAGGUUGAAAAAGAUUCUCCACCUCUUCGUUUAACUGGGGAAGACAUUUAUCAAAGAGUAAAUAGACUCCCACAUGUAACAUUUGGGAAACCACUAAGUGUCACCCAACCGAUUGAUGGAUUUGGCAAAAUGCAUAAUUGGGUUAAAAGAAGUAUAUUUUGUGAGCUACCUUAUUGGCAAACAAAUCUUAUUCGGCACAAUUUAGAUGUGAUGCAUAUUGAGAAAAAUGUAUUUGAUAAUGUUUUCAACACUAUCAUGGAUGUCAAAGAUAAGACGAAGGAUAAUGCUAAAGCUAGAAAAGACUUGGAGCAACUUUGUAGCCACCCUGAGUUGCAUUUGAUUGAGCACGCAAAUGGUAAAGUUUACAAACCAAAAGCACCAUACACUCUGAGCAAAUCACAAAUGAAAGAAAUAUGUGUCUGGGCUAAAUCUUUAAAAUUUCCAGAUGGAUAUUCAUCGAACAUAUCUCGUUGUGUAAAUGAAAGCGAAUGCAAGUUUAUUGGGAUGAAGAGCCAUGAUUGUCAUGUAUUUAUGCAAAGAUUAUUGCCUGUUGCAUUUCGUGAUCUUCUUCCAAAAUCAAUUUGGGAAGUAUUAAUAGAAUUAAGCAAUUAUUUUAGGGAUAUAUGCAUAACUGUGUUGCAAGUAGAGCACAUGGAACAAAUUGAACUAAAUAUUAUUGAGAUACUGUGCAAGCUUGAAAGGAUUUUUCCCCAGCUGUCUUCGAUUCCAUGGAGCAUUUGCCAAUUCAUCUUGCAUAUGAAGCUAAAGUGGGUGGACCUAUUUUUGUACCAUUUGAAGAAAAAAGUGGGUAAUAGAGCUCGAGUUGAAGUUUCUAUUAUUGAAGCUUAUAUGAUAGAGGAAGUCUCAACAUUUUUUUCAUCAUACUUUGAACCAAACAUCCAAUCACGACUAAAUCGAAUUCCACAAAAUGAUGAUGGAGGAGCAGUAGAUUCUUCUAGCGGGUUGUCAAUUUUUACUCACCCAGGACGAGCACUUGGCUCUCGAGUUGCAGUUAGAUAUCUUAAAGAUGAUGAGUUAAAAGCUGCCCAUAGAUACAUCUUGAUGAAUUGUGACGAGAUCGUUCCACUUAUGACGAAAUCUAUUGAAGUAAAGAAACAACAAUAUUCAGGGAUCAAUGACAAGGAACUUCAAAUAUUAUGUGAUCAAGAAUUUCCUCAAUGGUUACUCACUUAUAUUCAAGAACAUCCUUUUGAGGUUGAUGAUGACAUAAAGAAGCUAGCACAUGGUCCAAAUAGACGGGUUUCAAGUCAUAAAGGAUACUUUGUCAAUGGAUUUAAAUUUGAGACCAUGGAACAUGGGCGUUACAAAGCAACAUCAAAUUAUGGUGUUUGUGUGUUGGGGAGCACCGUCAAUGAGUAUGAAGUCGACUACUAUGGGGUGUUGGAAGAAAUUCUGGAAUUGAAAUAUUACGGUCUUAAGGAUGCUAUUGUAUUGUUCAAGUGUCAUUGGUAUGAUACAUCAGAUAAAGGGAUGAAAGUGCAUAGGUUGGGUCUUGUAGAAAUUAAUCAUAAAUCAAAGUUAAACACAAAUGACCCUUUCAUAUUGGCUGCUCAAGCCCAACAAGUGUACUAUAUCACAUCUCCUACCAUCAAACAUGAGAGGAAUGAUUGGGUCACAACAUGCAAAGUGAAAGCUAGAGGAAAGUUUGGCAUACCAUUCCUUGAAGAGCAAGAUGAAAAUGUUUCACCUAUUGUUGAGGUUGCUUAUCAAGAAGAGGAGAUAUCCCAUCCACACCUUGUUCUCACAGAUACAGAUAUUGAUGAUGAUAACAUUAUUUGUGAUGUUGACGAAGAGGAAUUAAAUUCAAUGGAAAUUGAGGAGCUUCAUCGUGUUAUGAAUGGCAAGCAAGUUAUCGCAGAUUGUGAAUCGCUGGAGGAAGAAUUUGAAGAUUUUGAAUCAGACGAAGAAACACAAGAUGAAACGGAUCACGACUCUAAUAAUAGUGCUAAUGAAAUGGAAAAUUAUAAUUAA
Molecule: messenger RNA, 3408 nt
Organism: Zingiber officinale
Lineage: Eukaryota; Viridiplantae; Streptophyta; Magnoliopsida; Zingiberales; Zingiberaceae
Exons: 4
Coding region: 1-3408 (1135 amino acids)
Source: RefSeq, a predicted model, not a curated record